UGAUUUUAGUUUAUAAAACACUGUUUUCUUGCAGUCUUUGGUCAUAUAGAUGACACUAGCCCUGGCAUACAUGUAGAGUUGAUUGGAAUUUCUGUAUGGAGUGUAUUGAUUUCAUAUUUUGCCAGUGUUCACACCAUGUGAAGUGGUGACCUUAAGAAGGAUGCUUAGGAGACAUGUCUACUCUUUGGGAAGGUUCUCAGAUUGGGAGCAGCCACAGGGGAGAGUUGCUUGCCUGGGCAGCAAGCUGCCUGCUUACAGGAUGAUGACCUGGGCUCCUGACUUCUGAGAUAAAGGGGAUAUAGUGGUUCAAGUGGAGCACACGGGGGCAGGCCAUCUGAUGACAGCCUCGAGCAGGAAGGGAUGGAGCCACAAGUGCUGCUGCCAUCUGGCUAGCCCCUCGUGCUCCUAAUGAAGUGAGGGUACUGUAUGUUUCGGCUUCUGCUGCAGGGACCACUUCUGACCUUCCUGACAGCACAUGCUUGGCCUCUUCGUUUCUUGUCAGCAUCUCCCCAGGAAGGUGAGGAGAGUAUGCAUCCAUGUCACUUGAUUUCAGUAGUCCUGCUAAUGGGCCAGGAGACGGGCGGGCGGGACACCGCUGCUGACCACGUUAGUGUCUCAUUCUGUCUCAGCGAUGAAGGGGCAGUGAGAGCGUUUCUGAGGGAAGACUGCUUUGUACGGAAAGGCAGAUCAGAGGUCAGGAUCCCUUCCUCCUUUUAUAAUCCUGCAGGUGCCAGCUCCUGGUUAUGCUCUAGUUAUAUGUUGGAAGAGCUUAAACUCACAGUUGGUGAUGCCAACACACUGCACCACAAAAGCAUCCUUCCUUGUGAGCCAGUCAAGUGAAAAGUGAAACUCUUUAGUCCUCAUGACUUCAUGCGAAUCCCACCAUGAGGGCUAGGGGGAAUGAGCCUCCUGCCCUGUGGUCAACUGGGAAGGAUACAGGGUGCAAAUGCUGAUAGACUCCUGUUCCUUUUUUGUUUUUAGUUUUUAGUUUGUUUGUUUGUUUUUUGUUUUUUUUUAGAAGAAUAACCCAUAUUCAUGUGUUUGAAAAGAUACAUGGGAUUCCAUUAACAGUGGUCCCUCCUGAGAUUGGGAGGGAGAAUAGGGUGAAAAGAAAGCUUCAGUUUUUGAUCCCCAUCCUACUGUACACGUGUGUUUAACCACUGGCCUGCAUCAUUACUGUCGCAAGAAGCAUUGUUAAAACACACCCCCAGCCUGCAGCUCAAUGACUACGUAGCCGGGGCUAGGCCUUCCUGUCCCACCCAGGAUCCUCACUGCCAGCGCCCAGCCUGGGCUGAGGAAGAUGUAAGAUUUCUGCUCCUACACAGUGAAGCUAGUAGGUGGGUCUCAUGGGGCAGAACAGAUGGAGAUGAAUUUGCUGAUGAAACCUCUGCUAGGUUUCACCUGACACAUAGACCCUAGUGGACACCCAUGGGACAUCAGAAUGUGCCUCCUUGCUGAGCAGGUUGCAGCUAAGAAAAGGGGUGUGAUUGUGGGAGGGCAGGUAAGUGGUUCUGACACCCCAGGCCAGCCCUCAUGAGCAGCUUGCUCUAGUCCCUGCUGUAGGGGCAGCCUCUAGAGACUGGCCAUGUUUGGGAGGAGCUUGCAGACCCUUGUGGGUUUCUCUGGGGGUUUUGGCCAGCAUGUAGCCUAGGCUGGUCUCCAGCUCUUGGCAGUCCAGGUCCUGGGGUCACAGAUGGGUACCAGCACAUUAGAUCCCUGUUUGCCUUUCUUGUGCUUGGCAUCUGUGCACAGGGCCCUGGCGGAAGUGCGGUGUGCUGAGCAGCCUUGCCCUUGUGCUCUUGGCUCUGCACGCUUCACUUCCUCUUUCCCCAGCGCCAUCAUGUUCUUCAUGAAGUGUAGCUUCCAGAAUUAUGCGCAGCAUACUUUAUUUACCUCAUCCAUUCAUUCCACCCAUUUACUGUUGACUCAUUCAGCUAAUUAUAAUUGUGUGUUCAUUACUGUGAAGUGCCAGGUGCUGAACGAGGAACUAGGGAUGUUGUUGAGAAAGGUGUCCAGAGGCUCGCUUUACUGAGGGAGGUUGGGCUUCAAAGUAGUGUCUUCUGGGAGUAGUAAACAUCUGCCACUUGGGCAUCCUGGCAUGAAGCCAUGGAUCUGAGAGCCCCUACUCCCUACAGGUAGUCCUGCAGGCAUACAUGUUAGCCACUCUCCUACUCAGGCUGAGGACCCUGGAGACACUGCUUCCAUUCUGCUCAGGAAAUAUGCAAUAGAGUUUUGGCCAAGGAAGAGGCCAUUCUCCAUCCACAGUGUUAUCCAGGAUAAUAUCUGUUCUCUCCUCUGUCUUCUGUGCCUAGUCUUUGCAUUUUCUGCCUUGGACAGAUAGUCUUCCAGAAGAUAGAAGCUAUUAAAAAUUAUAAGGUAUAAAUGUCAGGAUCCCAAAUCACCUACUCCUAUGAGCUAGCCCUUGUGGCCUUGAGCAGUCUGAAAGUGUGUUCAGGGCCAUGGUGAUGGGCAGGGUUGCUUCUCUCUGUUUUUUAGCUUGUGUAUGUUGAUGAAGGAAAGUCAGUGAAUUAGCGAGAUUAUCAAGACAGUGCAUGAGAUUCCCAAGGUUUGUGUUCUCUGUUCUGGUGCCUUCCAGAAAGUGUUUUCAGUAACUUCAUAAUGAGAAGAAAGCUUUUGUUGUUGUUGUUGUUGUUUGUUUUGAGACAGGGUUUCUCUUUGUAGUUUUGGUGGCUGUCCUGGAUCUUGCUUUGUAGACCAGGCUGACCCCGAACUCACAGAGAUCCACCUUGGCUCUGCCUCCCGAGUGCUGGGAUUAAAGGUGUAUGCCACCACCGCCAGGCCUGAAAGCAUAAUUUUUAAUCUCAGAUGAAGAUAAUUUGGAUGUGACUUCUAGAUUCUUCUAUCCACUUGCUUGUUCACCCCUCCUUGAGCCUAGAGAUUUCUUAGACCACAUUGUUUGUCCUUGUGCUCUGGCUUCAGGAUCCACAGCCCUUGCAAGAGUUGCCAGGCUAUGGUUUGUAGUGUCGCUUCUGGACUCUUGAAUGUUGAGUGCUCAUGCAGUUGGCUGCUUGUGAGAGCUGCUCUAGUUCUACUCUUGAACUUGGUGUAGAUCUCUGUACUGUUCCUUGAUCUCACUGCGUGAGUCUACACAUGCAAUGGGGUGUUGUUAGCAUGCAAAGCUGUGAUUUGGAGCAGCAGGAUUUAUAAGACAGGGUGUGUAUGUGUUUCUUCCAUAGGUCAGGAAUUUGUCUUAGACAGGGUGAUAGACACCUGCAGGAAACCCAGACACUGGUGUGAGCACUGUCAAGGGUUUCUGAAUUCGGCUCAAGAACAGGGCUCAGAGGUAGAACCGUGUCCUCUGUGGCUCUUGGAGGACAACCCCAAGUCAAAGAUAAAAGAGUUCUUAAAUUCUUAAUUCUCAAAUAAAUGUGAAGCUUAUAUAACAUUUUUUCUUGUUUAUAAAAAUAAAUAGAUUUUAUUAUUAUUUUUUUAAACUUCAGAAAUACAAGUUUAUUUAAGAAAAGCCUUAACUCAUGUCAGGUUUUAGGAGUAGGGAGAGUUGAAAUUUGGUGAAGAUAGAUGAAGAGAAGCAUGGCUAGUGAGGUCUGUGGGAAGGACAGCAGCCUGGAGACCAGCGUGAGCCCAGGGUAGCUAGCACACCAGCGUGUUGGUAAGGGGAGGGAGGUUCGGGAAGUUGAAAGGGUGAUUAUUUAUUUUGCCUGUAAGAUACAUUUUCAUGUUCCUGUUUGUUCCCAUUUCAAAUAGUUGACGUUAUCUUCAAUUGUUUUCCCUUCGCAAAACACAUGUUCUUUUUCAGUAGUACACACUGUGCUACACAUUACAAACCUGUACCAGUAAGAGACAUAGGAUUUUUCUUCUCAGUAGAACAGGCUUUCUGUCACAAUGAGCUAUGGCCGUAGACUCUAUCGGGGACAAAUAAUUGACCACAUGCAAGCCUGCAGUCCUGGUGCAACGUGAGGAAGCCGCAGUGCUGUGCAGGCUGGCGCCCAUCCCUCCUGAGGUCUCCUAGGUUAUCAGCUUCCAUAGAACCCGGGAGAGAGUAGUCCAACUUCAGUCUUGAUGUACAAUUGGAUGGGGACGCCUCUCUUAUAAAAGGAAGAGCUGCUUAAAACUGUGUGGUCCGCUUCAGCUGGAUGCUCAUAUGUGGUGUCUGACCUUAUAAAUGAUGCUAGUGAGAGUCCAGGUGAAUUUAAAGAUACCAUCUCUCCACAUCUUCCAGUUUUACGUGCCUUUGUAAACAGUGAGAACAGCACUGCCUGUUGUGUUCACGAGUCAAUACUUUCUCUGUUGAAACACACAUGGGAAUAAUGCAGAUUGGAAAUUAAGCUCUAUGGCUCUCCUUAGUAGAUACUGUGACAAUUUAAAGUUGUACUUUGUGUGAUAUUCUGGAGUAUUCAGGUUCCACCCCUUGUAGCAGUGAAUCUGUCGAGAUCUGCUAAAGAAUGUAGCAGGCCAGAGCUGAGGGCUAAGCCAGAGGUUUGUCUGAUCAGUACACCCCCCGACAAGGACAUUCUUGGUGGCCGUGGAGUGGGGUUGUUUCCAUAGUGAUCAGCAAGGCAGGCCUGGGCAGACUGGCACUUGAGUACUGGAGCCUUCUCCGGCCUCUGUGUAGAUGGUAUAGGAAGAUCCGAAGCCCUGGGUCUCCUUUAUUGUCUCAAUUUAGUACCCUGUUGUCCUGGUUGAUUUGCUUAGUGAACUGCAGUUGUAUUGCAUGGGUUGCUAAGAGCAAGCUUGUGGAAUCGGGGGGGGGGGGAUUCUGGAAUCAGCUGGCCCAGGUUUUAAUCUGCCCCAUUACCAGUAGCAUGGUGCCUUAAGGCAGGCUGUUUAACUUUUCUGUAUUUCAAUUCUGUAUUUAUGAUUGAAAUAAGGUUUCUCAGCUCAGCUAGGUAUUUUUUUUUUUUUUGAGGAUUAAAAUCAUAAACAUGAAGACUUCCCAUUAGUGAAGGCUUAAGGUGGCUGAGAACCUCCAGGACCUGUAGUCUGCAGCACAUGUAUGAAGGACACACCGUUAGCUCAGGCAUAGAUGUAACGUGGGCCUGCAGUGGUGAUGUGGACAGUGGUGGAUGUGGUCCCAACCCCCAGGCCUGGGGUCCAUUUCCAUCAUCAUUGCCCUUGCUGGAUGCUGGGCUUGCUGAUGACCGCAUGGCACUGGUGUCAGGCAUCAGCUUAGAUCCAGAAGCAGCAAUUGGUGUGACAAAGCGGUCACCUCCAAAAUGGGUGGAUGGAGUAGAUGAAGUACAGUAUGAUGUUGGCCGCAUUAAACAGAAGAUGAAGGAGUUAGCCAGCCUUCAUGACAAGCAUUUGAACAGACCCACCUUGGAUGACAGCAGCGAGGAAGAGCAUGCCAUCGAGAUAACCACCCAAGAGAUCACACAGCUCUUCCACAGGUGCCAGCGUGCCGUGCAGGCCUUGCCCAGUCGGGCACGAAGGGCCUGCUCUGAGCAGGAAGAGCGGCUACUGCGGAACGUGGUGGCCUCCCUGGCACAGGCCCUGCAGGAGCUGUCCACCAGCUUCCGGCACGCACAGUCCGGCUACCUGAAACGCAUGAAGAACCGAGAGGAAAGAUCACAGCAUUUCUUCGACACAUCGGUGCCACUAAUGGAGGAUGGAGAUGAUGCUGCUUUGUAUGGUCAGGGUUUCACGGAUGACCAACUGGUACUGGUAGAGCAGAACACACUGAUGGUGGAGGAGAGAGAGCGGGAGAUCCGUCAGAUUGUGCAGUCCAUUUCUGACCUCAGUGAGAUCUUCAGGGACUUGGGAGCCAUGAUUGUGGAGCAGGGUACAGUCCUUGACAGAAUUGACUAUAAUGUUGAACAGUCCUGUGUCAAGACCGAAGAUGGCUUGAAACAGCUUCACAAGGCAGAGCAGUACCAAAAGAAGAACCGGAAGAUGCUCGUGAUCUUGAUACUGGUUGUCAUCAUCGUAGUCCUCAUUGUGGUCCUCAUCGGCGUAAAGUCUCGUUAGUGGCGCCAAGUUCUUGAGACUGCUACUGCAUGGAUUCCUUGGGUAUGAGGGCUUCGCUGGCGCCACACUGCUGUACUGCCCACAGAAUGCAGCCCACUGGCCCAGCAACGGGCAGUGGACCUUCCUGUGGACGCCCCUCCUGUAGACUGGAGUGCAGCAGGCUCAGCUGUGGGUUUCCAUCUCUGUCCAGAGUUUAAGGACUGGAAGCUGUUGCUGAGGAGACUGGCCCUGUGACCAGCUGUCAUAUAAAGAUGUUUUCUAGAAAACGAGAGGAGAAAAGGUUUACAGGCAUUGCUGAGCACCAGUACGAUGUGUGUGAAUGAAGGUUUACAGGCAUUGCUGAGCACCAGUACGAUGUGUGUGUUUGCUCACUUUUAGCACUCAUGUCUGAGCAGCAUGUUAACUAAGUUUUAGGAAAUUUUUUUUAACCAUCUGGUUUUUAAGAAGUUUGGUACCAAAAAUUUAUGAGUAGAGGCAGAAUGCCUCUUCAUCUUCCCAGCUGAAAACAAACCAAGAAGUCCUUCAAGAAUUUAUAAUCCGUUCCCCAUUAACUUAAUUUAGCUUUUCCAUCACUGUUAACGAUCAGAGUAACAAAGUGUGAAAAAUAAGAAACCAUCAUUGAUGUUAAUUAACACAUUUAGACGGGCCAGUUAAACCAGCUUCAUACGUUUAAAUCAAUUGUAAAUAGCGUAUUCCUCAUUCAGAAUUUUGCACUGUAUUUUCUACUGUAAACCAAGAGCGGUUACUAAGCAAAACCUCCUGAAUCAGAGAGUUGGCCAUUUGAACCAACCUCACAUUAUGAGAAAGCUUGACAGUAUCAUGAACUAGAUUGAGCCAGUGUGUCUCCAGUCAUCCUUACUCAGUCCAGUACUUAUAUUCUAGCUACGUAAUGACCUGUCCAAACCUGACUCCAUUUAAUGAACUGUAAAUUUACACAGAGGCCAUUUUAAAUGGGUCACCCCAUUUAGGAUUAGUGGAUCUCGAAUUAUUAACCAAACAUCACUCCAUUUCAAAGUAAAAUAUUCUCCCCAUGAUUU
Molecule: messenger RNA, 6983 nt
Organism: Peromyscus maniculatus bairdii (prairie deer mouse)
Lineage: Eukaryota; Metazoa; Chordata; Mammalia; Rodentia; Cricetidae
Source: RefSeq, a predicted model, not a curated record